Tarenaya hassleriana is the source of this 3444-nucleotide messenger RNA. RefSeq names its product translocase of chloroplast 159, chloroplastic. Lineage: Eukaryota; Viridiplantae; Streptophyta; Magnoliopsida; Brassicales; Cleomaceae. The record is from RefSeq and is a predicted model, not a curated record. Gene Ontology annotation, cellular component: chloroplast outer membrane. The transcript has a single exon. Gene Ontology annotation, molecular function: GTP binding. Bases 213 to 3371 code for a protein of 1052 amino acids. Gene Ontology annotation, biological process: protein targeting to chloroplast.
GUCGUUGUUCGUCUGUACACUCUGUGGCUCUCUCGUCUUCCACACCAUCGCGUUCAACAGCCACAAGCUUUUCCAAAUCCCGACAAAAACCCUGAAUUCUUAUCAGACAAAUAGAAAAUACCGGGAACACAAUCUCCUCCGUUGUCUUUCUCCCUUGUCGAAUCUGUUUUUUUUUUUCUUGUUUUCGUUUCGGUGUUUUGUCUCCGCUUCUAAUGGCUGGUUUAAAGGGAGUAAUGGAGUCUGAGAGGCCUCGUGCUUCCAUUUCCGCGUCCGGACCAUACGUUUACGGGCGCACUCUCUCUCGUUUGUCUUCCGCAGGUGCCGUCCCUAUUCGUGCGCCUGUCACCAUUGAUGACGAUGGUGCGACUGACGAAGACGACGGUUCCGGUUCUGAAACCGACGUUCAAAAUUCAUCAAGUAGUGAAGCUAGUAGUUACAGUAGGGGGAUGGAUUCUGGGACAUACGAAGAAUCUGAGUCUGGUUCAUCUGACCCAGACGACGAAACGGCGGAAGACGCCGAUUUUGGCGGGAUUAGGGUUCAUAGGCCGAUUAAGGAAGUCCCAGAUGUGGAAACUGGAGAAAGUAGUGAUUUUUCAGGUAGAAGUAGGGUUUACACGCCAGUUGUAGGAGAACGGGACAAGGAAAUUUCUGUAACUUACUCUUCUUUUGGCGGGGAAGAUAGUGAGAGCGAUAAUGAGGUUGACGGAGUUCGUGAGAGCGAAAUUGGUUGUGAAGCUGCUAAAGGAGUGAGCUUGAGUGCAAGAAUAGUCAUUCCUCGUGCCAGGUUGUCUUUGGAUGAUGACGAUGUUGAUGAAAUAUUGAGUAGUGAAGAUGAAGAUCAUGGAUUACCUCUGGCAAAGGUUCCAAGCUAUCCAGGAGAAAAAGUAGAAGACUGGCCACUGACAUUAGGAGAAAUGAGAGUUAUCAAUGAGCCGAACUGCUCAGAUUCCACAACAGGUGAAUUCAGUUCCGUGGAGGAAGAAAUGAUGGGGCCAAGCUAUUCCGAUAAUGGUUCGGUAUCCUUUGGGAAUAUCGAAGAGAAAAGUGGUGAAGUUGCACCAGAAGAAAGUGAUGAGUUGCCAGUAGAAAGCAAAGAAAACUUUGUUGAGGCAGGUAAUGGAAAAGAUGAAACUUUCAAUAUGCCCGAUGAACAAGUAGCCAUUCAGGGAAGUAUCAUCAAGGAUAAUGGUCAGAUAACUGACGGUGGUAGUAGUGAAGCAGAUACUUUGAUGAUUUCAGUUGACGGGUCUGCUGGACUAGGGAGUGGAGAACUGGGAAGUGAAGAUGCUGUAAAUAUGGUUGGGCAGGCGAAAGAUUGGCAGGAAAAUGAUCAUGGUGUUGUUAGUGGAAUAGAAAGACCAGAAUGUGAAGCUGAAUCUGAGUGUGAAGCUACUCAAUGUUCUGUAAAUAUGGCAAACCAUGAGGUCACUGGAGGAGCAAGUGUCUUUUCAAUUGAUUCAGACUCUACAGACCCAAAAUUUGAAUCGGAAUCUGAAAAGGAAGGGAAACAAGAUUCGGAUGAGGCUGAGAGAAAGUUGUUGCCUUUCAACGAAAGUGUCAGUGGAUCAAACUCUGGAACUUCCAUAGAAAUAGCCAAUGAGGCUGCAGACAAUGGCGAACAUAGCUCAGCGGAGAUCGAUACUCGGGUGGCAUUGGAGUCUGAUAGUGAAGUGAACCAAAUCUCGGUGAAGGUAGAGGAGAGUUCUUUGGAUUUCGAUAAAGAUGCUGAGUUUACUCUUUCUGGAAAUUGUUCUGUAAUCACUGAUGAAGAAAUGGAGAACGAAACACAAAUAGAACAACUGAUUCGUGUUCAAGGUCUGGAGGAGUUUGAUGAGUUUGCGGAAACUAAUGAUAGAAGAGAGGAACCAUUGCUUUCUUCUACUCUGCUAAGCGGCUCUGAAGAAUCAUACCCGGAGCAUUUUACCUGGCAGAUAAGGAAGGAAGAAAAGGAAAGGAUAGAGAAUAUGGAGAUUUUGAAAACAAAUCUCCUGAGAAUUAUUAGAAGAUUAGGUCUUUCAUCUGAUGAUACAGUUGUUACUGAAGUUUUGUGUAAACGGACUUUAGCUUCUGGAGAAUACCGAACUUCUCAAGGGUUUUAUUCCGAGUUUGAUGUAAUGAAGACUAUGCAACUUGAAGAAGAGGGUCCCGAUGAUAUGGAUUUAUCCAUUAAUGUCCUCGUUCUCGGGAAAACAGGGGUCGGUAAAAGUGCUACGAUUAAUUCUGUUCUUGGUGAGGCUAAAUCUCCGGUUGGUGCAUUUGGACUUACCACAAAGUCUGCAAAAUACAUAGUUGGUAAAGUCGGAGGUGUCCAGGUCAGAUUUCUUGAUACUCCUGGCCUAAGUUUAUCUGCAACCGAAGAACGGGUUAACCGGGAGAUACUGCUGUCUGUAAAAAAGCAUAUGAGAACAUUCCCUGUCGAUAUUGUCCUUUACAUCGACCGUCUAGAUGAGCAUUCAGGAAACACUGGCGACAUCCAACUGCUUAGAACUAUUACCAGUUGUUUGGGACCAUCGAUAUGGCAAAAUGCCAUUGUUGUUCUUACCCAUGCAGCUUCCACUGUUUCCGAUUCUUCGAGUUACAAAGAUUUCGUUUCUCAUAGAAGUUUUCUCCUGUGUCAGUCAAUCAGACAAGCAGUUCCAGAACUGGGCUAUACCGAUGCUAGCAUGAUGCCGAAAGUUGUUUUGGCUGACAACAAGGAAGUUUUCCCAGAGACCAGAACCGGCGAAUUCACGUCCCAGAUCUGGAGAUCGCAGUUACUGCUCUUAUGUUGCUCAGCUAAGAUCAUGGCAGACGCAAGUUGCUUUCAAAAGAACGGAACCCUGAUGGAAAAAUCGGAUCUUUUUCCUUCCCCACUUCAGUCUUUCACUCUUUUCUGCUCCUUGUGGAAUAUGUUGCUUUCUGGAGCUGAUCCAAGGCAAGUUUCUUGUUUACACGAUGAUUUGGAAAGGGAGAUAGGGCAUUUCCUGGAUUCUCAGGUGGAAACCGAAUGGAAUGAGCAGAGUAAAGCUUCUCAUGAUCUACAAACAUUCCUCGUGGACAAACAACCAGACGACGAGGAGAAAAGAGCCGAAAAUGGAGAAAUCAACAAGGGUUUUGAAGUCAGAGCAGCUCAUAAUCGUGUCGGAUCACGAAGAAGAAGACUUGGGUUCCAAGUAAAACCAGGUUCUGAUGGGUUUGGCGUCAUUGGCUUAUCUGAUCUGAAAGCAGGGUUUUUCGCCAGCAGUGGCAGAGGUUCUAGAACGUUGUUCAGUGUCGAAACCGAUGAAGAAUGCGAAGGAAGGAUUCUGGUGAAGAUGAGAGGCUCAAUGGCAGUUCUGGGUGUUGUUCCUCUGUUGAUGUCUUUGUUCAAUUGUGUUUAUACUAGAAAAUAAGCAGACAGAAGUGUUCGGAUUGUUAAGUGAUCUGUUUGCUUUUGUUUUCUGUAGUUUACGUAUGUUUGUGUCA